AUUCCAUCAUCUAAACUUGUAUUAGUGAUAACAUAGAAAGAAGAUGACACAUUGGGCAACUGUCUUUGCAAUUUUUGGACUUUGUUUCUCUAAUUCAAAAUGUCUAUACGUGGAUAUGACCUAUGAUUGGUUUGCUGGACUUCCGCAGUACCCCGGACAUAACCCAUUCAAACUAAAGCUAGUGCACAAAGGGCCUUUUCUGGGAAGCCCCUUCUACAUCCUCAAUGACAUCGAGAUGCCUGAACAUACCGGUACACACAUAGACGCUCCGUAUCACUUCAACGAAUCAGGAUGGCGAGUGAACGAGAUUCCGUUAGAUCAUCUAGUUGGUCCAGCUGUAGUACUUGAUAUUCGUGAAAAGAUGAGUAAAGUACCAUCCGGUAAGGAGCCAAAUGCCGAUGUCGUUGACGCUGAGACCUGGGAGAGCAAAUAUGGUAGAAUCCCAAAUGGGGCGAUCGUUAUCAUGAACUCGGGUAAUGGUAAAAACUGGCCGAAUGUAACAGCGUAUAGUGGUGCCAAAGACCCAAAUAAUAGUUCGAUUUUACGAUUCCCGGGAUUCAGUCUUGAGUUGGCAGAAUGGCUUGUCAAAAAUCGUACGAUCAUUGGUAUAGCCACGGAUGCAUUGAGUUUUGAGCCCCAUCCAGUGAUCACCGGAAUCCCUGUACACAAUCUUUUCGCCUCACAUAACGUCUGGGGCGUGGAAAACCUUGCCAAUAUUGACCAGAUUCCUGAAAAUGGGGCCAAUGUGUAUGUGAUGCCAUUGAGGAUCCGCGGUGGGUCAGGGAGUCCAGCCAGGGUCUUUGCAAAAUGGAACAAGAGAAAACUAGAAAAAAGUAGAAAAGACUAGUCUCUAAAGACAAUUAGAUCCGAUACUUUCUAUAGAUGUGCAUCAAAACAAAAUAACUGAAAAUAAAACCAAA
Molecule: messenger RNA, 920 nt
Organism: Owenia fusiformis
Lineage: Eukaryota; Metazoa; Annelida; Polychaeta; Sabellida; Oweniidae
Source: the annotation of a GenBank genome assembly